CCGUGCUGCGUGAUCACGUGAUUUUCUGUCUUCCGGGUCCGUUCUGCGAAUGAGUCCGCGGGUGAGGAAGAUGAUCUCGGUCAAUGGAAUCAGCAAGAAAGUCUGCAGGCGGCAGCAGCAGCAGCAGCAAGUCAGCAACCUUGCAGCUUGUGAUGCUGACUCGCUGACGGAGAUUAAUUGCCUAUUCAGUAAAUUUAAAACGUACAUCAAACCGUCCAAUGAAGAAUGGUGCAUCCCUAAUGCAAAUGUUGCCCUUAGACCGCACGCAAAAGUAGAAAACUGCCGCCUUCAAGCCCUAAAGGUGUCCCUCAAUGCUGUGAAGAACCAGCUCAGUGACAAGAACAUUGAAGUGUGGCAUCAGCACACCAACUCCACCAACCGUGCCGGCAAGGUCAUCGCCACGGUGCGCUCUGCCGCCAAUGCGGAAAUCUGCACUCAGGCAUGGUGCAAGUUUUACGAGAUCCUGGGAACGUUCAGUGUUCUUGCCGAAGAGGCGAUCUACUCCGGGGAGCUCAACACGGUUCACCUGUGUGAAGCUCCUGGGGCUUUUAUAAGCGCCUUGAACCACUACGUCAAAACCAGCGAACGCACGCGCUACUGCGACUGGAGUUGGGCCGCCAACACACUCAACCCGUACCACGAGGCCAAUGCAAGUGUCACGACCGUCGCGGACGAUCGCUUGAUUGCCAACACUCUGCCGUGGUGGUUUUUUGGCUCCGACAAUACCGGCGACAUCAUGCUCCAAAAGCACCUACUGGAGCUGCAGACGUUUGUGGCAAAUAUGCGGCGAGUGGAUCUGGUGACGGCGGACGGGAGCUUCGACUGUCAGGAGAACCCAGAUGAGCAGGAGGCUCUUGUGGCGUCGUUGCAUUACUGCGAGGUGACCGCCGCUCUGCUCCUCCUCAGUCCCGGCGGCUCCUUUGUGCUCAAAAUGUUCACUCUGUACGAACACUCCUCCGUCUGUUUACUGUACCUGCUCAACUGCUGCUUCCGCUUAGUCAGCGUCUUCAAACCCGCCACAAGCAAGUCUGGAAAUUCCGAGGUUUAUGUCGUGUGCCUCGACUACGACCGCAAGGAGACCGUCAGGCCUCUGCUCUCCAAACUUAUCCGGAAUUAUGGGCCGCAUCUGGCGGACGGAGAGGCGCUCUUCCCGGAAUCCUCGAUCCCGCCGUCUUUCCUCGCACAACAUGAAGACCUGUGCACGUACUUUCACGCUCUCCAGGUGGAGACCAUCACAGAAAACAUGAGAUUAUUUGUCCAAAUGAGCGCCGAGGAGAGGGAGAGGCUCGACAACAUAAGGGAUCGUACCGCUCAGGACUACCUGCGACGUUUCCAGGUGACAUACCUGCCUCGGAAUCAAUGGAUCUCCUGUCACACCGUCAACCCGGCCUACAGUCGUGCCUCGGUGGGCCGACCUCUGGGACCGAAAAAGCAAGCGGCGGGCUCCUUCAACGAGCGCAGGGAAUUGAAGAUCCUCAGCUGGAAGGAGCGCGUCAAGAGAGGUUGCCACAGCGACUGGAUACAGCAACACCGAUGUGAAAGCGACGUGACGGACGGCGUUCUGCGCGGACCCCUGUCUGGCUGUCACGUGUAUUCUUGGUAUGUAAUUGUCGGCGCGGCACUGCGUGCUGUCAGAAACUCUCCGUUCUGUGCAGGAGACUUGUUAAACUAUGUGACUGAAGCACAGGUGGCCUCAGCUGAGAGAGACUUGAACCAAGUGGCUCCCUGUGAUUCAUGUCACGUCGUUAGCGCCGCGUCCAUCUUGUCGGAUCUUGCGGGACUUUGCGCUGACAAUAACGAGACGGAAACAAAAAGCCAGUGUAUGGUGUUCGGUAGCCGCUCGGAGUGGGACGCCUGUGCGGGCCAAAUGGAAGAGCUACUUCUCACCUUUCCUUCAGAAGGUUCAUAUCCCGAAGGAGGCCGCGGCACGCUGCACGACGCGGCGCCGCCGUACCAGCAUCAGCUCGUCAACCGCGUUGUGAUGUCCCUGCGGGGUCUGACCUCUGGGGACGCCCUGUUGCUGCCCGUGCCGUCGGCGCUCACCCGCGUCUCGGCUGCGUUGGUGUUCUGCUUGCACGCUUGUUUUCGCUCAAUCAAAUUCAGAUGCCCGCCCCCAUCAGGCGGCGCCGGAGCAGUGCUCGUAUGCGCUGGCUUUUGCCCUCGAGCUGCGGCCCGAAUCCUCCCAUCCCUGACAGAAGUCCAAAACUCUAUUGGUGAACUGCUGAAAGGACAGGACGAGAGUAAAUGUCAGCUAGCUUGUGAUAGACAGGUGCUCCAAUUUGUGCCCAUGGAGGAACUGCUCAAUGGAGAUUUGACUGACUUCCUGCGGACCAUGAACUCUGAAAUCAUGCGACACACGCUGCAUUUGCUCAUGCAAGAAUAGGACAGGCGAGACUAUGUCAGUUAACGCACUUUACAAAGCAUUGUGUUAUUUUAUAUUCAUAUGAAAUUUGUAUUUUUUUUAAUUCAGCAAAACUGGGUUUUUUUUUGGUGCGGGCUAUCAUAUAUGUAAGAAUAUUUGUCAUCAGAUUCAGAAUCACUAACAAUACAUUCAAAACAAAACAUUCAACGGACCCUUUUCAGUUGAAAAAAAAAAAAAAAAUCAACAUUCAGCUACAAAUUCGGCUGCAAAACGUCCCUUCCGGACUGGGAGCCAAAGUAAUCGUUGGAGCCAUCAGCCAACCAAGGGAGCCAACAUGAUUGACUGACAUUAGAAGUUCUUCCUCAACUGCUUUGGGCUGAUGACCCCGAAGUGAUGUUUUCCUGCCGAAUGCGGAAAUAGCAGCUUGAUGUUGAAUUUCUUUUUCUAUUUUUAAUCUUUUGUUAUAUUUGUGCAAACUCUGUAUGUUUGUAAAAUAAAAGACCACCCCUUUGUGGCCCCAUU
Molecule: messenger RNA, 2884 nt
Organism: Syngnathus typhle (broad-nosed pipefish)
Lineage: Eukaryota; Metazoa; Chordata; Actinopteri; Syngnathiformes; Syngnathidae
Gene: cmtr2
Product: cap methyltransferase 2
Exons: 3
Coding region: 50-2383 (777 amino acids)
Biological process (GO): 7-methylguanosine mRNA capping
Cellular component (GO): nucleus; cytoplasm
Molecular function (GO): methyltransferase cap1 activity
Source: RefSeq, a predicted model, not a curated record